AUGACCAUAGUUUCUUGUGUUAUACUCUUGUUCAUGGUGGUGGUUGCACCCUAUUCAGAGGCAGCCGUUAGCUGCACACAAGUGCAGCGUAGCUUGAAACCAUGUUUCAACUACCUCCUCAGGGGUGGCGCCACCUCGUCUCAAUGUUGCACCGGUGUUAGAACUCUCUAUGCCUCAGCUGGGACCACCGCUGAUCGCCAAACCGUCUGCAACUGUUUGAAGCGAACUGCAAAAAUCAUUAAACGAAUCAAAUUAAGCAAUGCUACUGUGCUACCCAGAAAGUGUGGCGUCUCCAUUCCUUACAAGAUCAGCCCCUCCACUGACUGCUCUAAACUUAAGUGA
Molecule: messenger RNA, 342 nt
Organism: Fraxinus pennsylvanica
Lineage: Eukaryota; Viridiplantae; Streptophyta; Magnoliopsida; Lamiales; Oleaceae
Source: the annotation of a GenBank genome assembly